Messenger RNA from Guillardia theta CCMP2712, 1507 nucleotides. RefSeq lists its product as hypothetical. Gene Ontology annotation, biological process: protein catabolic process; proteolysis. The record is from RefSeq and is a predicted model, not a curated record. The transcript has 23 exons. The coding region runs from base 14 to 1507 and encodes 497 amino acids. Lineage: Eukaryota; Cryptophyceae; Pyrenomonadales; Geminigeraceae. Gene Ontology annotation, molecular function: serine-type endopeptidase activity; ATP hydrolysis activity; ATP-dependent peptidase activity.
GAAGAAAUUGAGCAUGCUCGAGGCAGCUUCAUCGGAAUAUAAUAUGACGCGGUCUUAUCUUGAUUGGCUCAUCUCAAUACCAUGGGGGGUGUCGACAGAGGAUUCGUUGGAUGUACAACGAGCAAAAGAGAUUCUUGAUAAAGAUCAUCAUGGCAUGAAGGAUGUCAAAGAGAGAAUCUUGGAGUCGAUUGCUGUUGGUAUGCUAAAGGGGACAAUCUCUGGAAAAAUUUUGUGCUUUAAUGGUCCUCCUGGCGUCGGUAAAACUUCGAUUGGCAAAGCGAUUGCAUCUGCUCUCAAUCGCAAGUUCUUCAGAUUCAGUGUUGGAGGACUUUCCGACGUGUCAGAGAUCAAGGGGCACAGACGAACCUACGUGGGAGCAAUGCCAGGGAAGUUGGUUCAGGCGCUAAAAUCAGCGGGGAGCAAUAAUCCAGUGAUCAUGCUGGAUGAGAUCGAUAAGCUUGGUAGAGGUUAUCAAGGUGAUCCUGCCUCCGCACUUUUAGAGGUUCUAGACCCUUCUCAAAACUCUGAGUUUUUGGAUCAUUACAUGGACAUAUCAAUCGAUUUAUCCAAGUGUUUUUUCAUCUGCACGUCAAAUGAUCUGAGCACAGUCCCUGAUCCUCUCAAGGAUCGAAUGGAGAUCAUUCAGGUCUCUGGUUAUGCUAUUCAAGACAAAAUUGCUAUCGCCAUGAAUCAUCUGCUUCCUAAGGGACGAGAGGAAAUGGGUCUUACAGCUGAAAAUAGUCAAAUUCAGCCAGACGCGAUGGUCGCAUUGAUAAACAAAUACUGCAGAGAGCCAGGCGUAAGAAACCUUCAGAAGCAAAUCGAAAAGUUGCUCCGUAAAAUAUCGUACAAAAUCGCCACGAAGGAGUGCGAUAAGGUGGAGGUCACAUGUGAGAAUUUGGAGUCGUUCAUAGGCGCACCACUCUUCCCCAAAGACAAGAUCUUUGAAACAACUCCAGAGGGAGUUGUCAUGGGUCUUGCAUGGACCUCGCUGGGGGGAUCAACUCUGUUCAUUGAAUGCCUGCAGGUAUCAACAGCUGAAAAAGGAAAUCUUCAGAUGACCGGCAAAAUGGGCGAGGUCAUGAAAGAAAGUGCAGAAAUCUCAUACUCAGUCGCAAGAAAGUUUCUAUCAAGAGCUUCCCCUGAAAAUAAUUUUUUGGAGAAGAACAUUGUCCACCUUCACAUACCAGAAGGCGCUGUGCCGAAGGAUGGGCCGUCGGCUGGCAUUACCAUGGUAACUGCCUUACUUUCCUUGGCGAUGAACAAGAAGAUUGAGAAGAAACUGGCGAUGACGGGGGAGGUAACGCUGACGGGCAAAGUCCUCCCUGUUGGAGGCAUCAAGGAGAAAGUGCUUGCUGCACAGCGUGCAGGAGUGGAACAAGUUAUCAUUCCCAUCGACAACAAACGUGACUGGGAGGAGCUGGAUGAGCAGAUCAAAGAGAACAUGCAUGUCUCCUUCGCUUCUACAUAUGACGAUGUGUACCAGACAGUCUUCGGCAGUAAUUGA